Messenger RNA from Monopterus albus (swamp eel), 2425 nucleotides. RefSeq names its product olfactory receptor class A related 1 (gene ora1). The transcript has a single exon. Lineage: Eukaryota; Metazoa; Chordata; Actinopteri; Synbranchiformes; Synbranchidae. The record is from RefSeq and is a predicted model, not a curated record. Gene Ontology annotation, cellular component: membrane. Gene Ontology annotation, molecular function: pheromone receptor activity. Bases 579 to 1520 code for a protein of 313 amino acids. Gene Ontology annotation, biological process: G protein-coupled receptor signaling pathway.
UUAAUUCAGACCCUAAAAUUGUAAACAAAAAUUCAGAUGGGGGACAAAUUCCAGAGUCCAUGCUAUGUACAAAAUAUAUAUUGCAAUGUUUAUUUAAAGUCAAUAUGAGACAGUCUGACUUAGACAAAACCAAGUUGGUAUCUUCCAAAGGUGCCGUUUUUAAGUACGAAAGCAUCUCGUCAUAUUAGAGACUAAAUCGAUGUUUGUAUGGCCACCUGACUAUUGUUUUAGGGCUUACCCUCUGAGACCAUCUCAGAUUUAGUUUGUUGUUUUAAUUUGACAGACUGGGGGCUGAACACUGCAAUCUUGGCCAAUGACUUCAAGUGGCAGUGAACUCUAUAAAUUGUAAUUACAUGGGCCAUUACACACUUAAUGCACAACAGGCAUUACUUGUCUUUCGCAACCAGGUGAGCAUCAUUUUUCCAGAUAGACCACCUAGAGAUGACAAGAUAUUAUCUGGUUAUGUCAAGCUUUUUAUUUAAGUUGGUGUAACCAAUGUGGAGGAUGUUUGUUAAGUGCAGUGUAUUUCUAACCUUUUCUCUGUCUUGCAAAUCUUGUUUGGUGCAGGCCUUGGUGCCAUGGAGCUGUGUGUCACCAUCAAAGGGGUGUCAUUCCUCUUGCAAACAGGUAUGGGUAUCUUGGGGAAUGCUGUGGUGCUGUUGGCAUAUGCCCACAUCAUUUUUACCGAACCCAAGCUCCUUCCUGUGGACAUGAUCCUGUGCCACCUGGCCUUCGCCAAUCUGUUGCUGCUACUGACCCGCUGCGUCCCCCAGACCAUGACUGUGUUUGGGCUGAGGGACCUGCUGAAUGAUCCCAGCUGUAAGGUGGUGAUCUACACCUACCGUAUUGGCCGGGCUUUAUCAGUCUGCAUCACUUGCAUGCUCAGUGUGUUUCAGGCAGUGACCAUUGCCCCCGCUGGGUGCCAUUUGUCCAGGCUGAAGCCUACGCUUCCCUCCUUGGUCAUCCCAACCUUUGCAGGACUGUGGCUCCUCAACAUGGCCGUAUGCAUCGCAGCCCCUUUCUUUUCUAUGGCUCCGCGUAAUGGCACUGUCCCUGCCUUUACUCUCAACCUGGGCUUCUGUCAUGUAGACUUCAAAAACAACCUGUCUUAUGUGGUUAACGGGGUGGCUGUCUCUGUCAGGGACUUUGCCUUUGUCACCCUGAUGGUGGGCUCCAGUGUUUACAUCUUGCUGCUUCUUCACCGCCACAACCGCAAGAUGAGACAGCUCCGCCGUUCUCAGGGUGGUGGAGUGGAGACCAGAGCUGCCAAAACAGUGGUCACCCUGGUGAUUCUCUAUGUGGUAUUCUUUGGGAUUGAUAAUGUGAUCUGGAUCCACAUGCUGACGGUGGCUAAGGUGUCACCAGUGGUAGCUGAUAUGAGGGUGUUCUUUUCCUCCUGUUAUGCCUUUCUCAGCCCCUUUUUUAUCAUUUCCUCCAACAAGAAGGUCAAGGCAAAGAUUGUGUGUGCAGCUGAGCAAGACCAACGGUCAGCAGACGCUCAGGAGUCGAAUGACAAAUGAUUGUCGCCAUCUGGACAGGCUUUCGACUCAACAACAGAGUUGUACUCUCUAACCAUAACAUUAUGAGCAUUUGUGUGCAGAUGACUGUUUAGCUACGCAAUGGACCCUUACUAGAGAGUAGUGUCUUAUAGUGGUGUUACUGGGUUUUACCUUGUAUAUAUAUUUUUUCAUCAAAAUUGUUAAUAUACACAGAUGUCUGGAACUGCAGUGUGUUGUAUGCCAGCAAAAAUGCACAUCAUCUGUAUAAUCUUCAUUAGGACUAGCAAAUAGUCAGUUAGUAAAUUCAUGUUUCCAUUCUGAGAAUUAUUUGUUUGUCAUUUUGCAAGAAUUAUGCCAGACUGGUUCUAGCUUCUCAGCUGUGACCUCCCUGUGUUUUUCUUUUUUGUUUACAUAAACUGAUUAUGUUUGUGGUUUGGACACUGGGUUAUUAAGAACUACCAUCAUUGGCACUGGGAUCACAUGUCUUUAAUGAUUGCAUGUCUAUUAUACGAUUUCAUACAAAUGUACUAUUUGAAGCUCGCAUCUUUCUUUUGGACUGUUUAAAGUGAGAAAAACACACUAAAAUAAUAAAUAAUGGGUUUUGGAAUUUGUUUCUGGUGUAACAGUUGCAUAGGGAGCUUAAAUUAGAGGUUAAAAUAAUAGUGAACUUGUCGGGGGCAGGUAUCGAUUUUUUUGGUAGCUAGUAAAACAUUACAUAGGGGACUGGGGUCUUUGUGCUUUUGACAGCAGUAUUUGACUAAAACCCUAAAUUUGAAGAUGCUGUGCGUUACUUUUUUUUUUUUUUUUUACUUUUUCCAACAUUUUAUGGAUCAAACGAUUGUUUGUCAGUGUAAUCAGCAGAUUAAUCAAUAAUUUAAAAAGUGUCUGUAGCUUUUCUAACCAUUUUAUUCAUGUCUGCUCUACUU